Molecule: messenger RNA, 474 nt
Organism: Heterotrigona itama
Lineage: Eukaryota; Metazoa; Arthropoda; Insecta; Hymenoptera; Apidae
Source: the annotation of a GenBank genome assembly
AUGGCGCAACAGCUGCCGGAAAAGUCGCGGAAUUUUUUCUACAACAACAUAAAGGCAGGCGCCGAGAGUGGCUGGGACUUCUCGUACAGGUGGUGCAUUACCAACAACAAAAGCGGGAUGCCCAACUUGCUGAACAUCUCGACGCAGUACAUUAUACCUGUCGAUCUCAACGCGAUUCUGCAACAAAACGCCCGUCUCCUCAGCGAGUUCCACACGCUGCUCGGAAACAAAGCUAAGUCGCAGUAUUACCUGAAGAUAGCGUCGCAGCUUCAAACGGCCAUCGACAACGUCCUGUGGGACGAAGAAGAAGGAAUAUGGUUUGAUUACGACUUGAAGACCAAACAGCACAGGCGCAUGUUUUACCCAUCGAAUCUCGCGCCACUUUACACCAGAAGCUACAAUCACAUCCAACGCGAGCACUACGCGUUGUCCGCCGUGGCGUACCUCAAGUCGCAGAAUAUCGACGGUUUCUUC